AUGGUGCUGUGGGAGUCCCCGCGGCAGUGCAGCAGCUGGACACUUUGCGAGGGCUUUUGCUGGCUGCUGCUGCUGCCUGUAAUGCUACUUAUCGUAGCCCGCCCGGUGAAGCUCGCAGCUUUCCCUACCUCCUUAAGUGACUGCCAAACGCCCACCGGCUGGAACUGCUCUGGUUAUGAUGACAGAGAAAAUGAUCUCUUCCUCUGUGACACCAACACCUGUAAAUUUGAUGGGGAAUGUUUAAGAAUUGGAGACACUGUGACUUGCGUCUGUCAGUUCAAGUGCAACAGUGACUAUGUGCCUGUGUGUGGCUCCAAUGGGGAGAGUUACCAGAAUGAGUGUUACCUGCGGCAGGCUGCGUGCAAACAGCAGAGUGAGAUACUGGUGGUGUCUGAAGGAUCAUGUGCCACAGAUGCAGGAUCAGGAUCUGGAGAUGGAGUCCAUGAAGGCUCAGGAGAAACCAGUCAAAAGGAGACAUCCACCUGUGAUAUUUGCCAGUUUGGUGCAGAAUGUGAUGAAGAUGCCGAGGAUGUCUGGUGUGUGUGCAACAUUGACUGUUCUCAAACCAACUUCAAUCCCCUCUGUGCUUCUGAUGGGAAAUCUUAUGAUAAUGCAUGUCAAAUCAAAGAAGCAUCAUGUCAGAAACAGGAGAAAAUUGAAGUCAUGUCGUUGGGUCGAUGUCAAGAUAACACAACUACAGCUACUAAAUCUGAAGAUGGGCAUUAUGCAAGAACAGAUUAUACAGAGAAUGCUAACAAAUUAGAAGAAAGUGCCAGAGAACACCACAUACCUUGCCCAGAACAUUACAAUGGCUUCUGCAUGCACGGGAAGUGCGAACAUUCUAUCAAUAUGCAGGAGCCAUCUUGCAGGUGUGAUGCUGGUUAUACUGGACAACACUGUGAAAAAAAGGACUACAGUGUACUAUACGUUGUUCCCGGCCCUGUCCGAUUUCAGUACGUCUUAAUCGCAGCUGUGAUUGGAACAAUUCAGAUUGCCGUCAUCUGUGUGGUGGUCCUCUGCAUCACAAGGAAAUGCCCCAGAAGCAACAGAAUUCACAGACAGAAGCAAAAUACAGGGCACUACAGUUCAGACAACACAACAAGAGCGUCCACGAGGUUAAUUUAA
Molecule: messenger RNA, 1125 nt
Organism: Eubalaena glacialis (North Atlantic right whale)
Lineage: Eukaryota; Metazoa; Chordata; Mammalia; Artiodactyla; Balaenidae
Gene: TMEFF2
Product: transmembrane protein with EGF like and two follistatin like domains 2
Exons: 10
Coding region: 1-1125 (374 amino acids)
Molecular function (GO): protein binding
Source: RefSeq, a predicted model, not a curated record